This is a messenger RNA of Colletotrichum lupini, 1929 nucleotides long. RefSeq names its product MOSC N-terminal beta barrel domain-containing protein. Lineage: Eukaryota; Fungi; Ascomycota; Sordariomycetes; Glomerellales; Glomerellaceae. The record is from RefSeq and is a predicted model, not a curated record. The transcript has a single exon. Bases 1 to 1929 code for a protein of 642 amino acids. Gene Ontology annotation, molecular function: molybdenum ion binding; pyridoxal phosphate binding; catalytic activity.
AUGGAUGGGCGACGUUACCCGUUAACGUGGCCAUCUCUACUGCGAGAGUCGCCUGCCGUCUCGCACCGGCAAUUUUUUACGCUAUUGGACGCAGCCUCACUAGUGGCCACUUCUCCUCUAGAUCUCAGUAACUCGGAAACGGCACCCGAUUUUACGGUUUUGAGUCUUUACAAAAUCUUUGGCUUUCCAGACCUUGGCGCUUUGAUUGUUAGAAGGCAGGCCGAGCCGAUUUUCAAUCAAAGGCGCUAUUUCGGGGGUGGCACCGUCGAUAUGGUUGUCUGCGGAAAAGAAAGAUGGCAUGCUCCAAAAUCGACGUUCCUUCAUGAGAGGCUAGAGGACGGCACUCUUCCAUUUCAUAACAUCAUAGGACUUGAUGCUGCUCUAGAUGUUCACGCAGAGCUCUUCGGAAGCAUGAGUAGCGUAGCAUCGCACACAGCAUUCCUUAGAAACCGACUACACGAUGGACUUGCCAGCCUCAAACAUGGAAAUGGGCUGCCCGUCUGCACUAUCUACUCAGAACGACGCAGCGAGGUUAAUGGCUCCGUAGGAAGCGGGCCACUCGUCUCGUUCAACAUUCGCGACGCUGCCGGAGCCUGGAUCAGUCUAUACGAGCUUGAAAAAUUAGCCACGUUGAAGAACUUACAUAUUCGAACCGGCGGCGUCUGCAGUCCUGGAGGUAUCGCUUCAGCACUCGGCCUGAGCCCAUGGGAGAUGAGGAAGAAUUUCUCCGCUGGGUUUCGCUGCGGCACUGACCAAGAUGUCAUCGCUGGAAAGCCGACUGGCGUUAUUCGAGCAAGUCUUGGUGCGAUGAGCACUAUUUCCGACGUUGACUUCCUGAUCGACUUUAUUGAUGAAUUCUAUCGAGAAGAAGUGUCAGUUGAUGACUGUCGCGCCGAAAACCAGACUUCAUCGAUAGGGUUCCAGGUCCAGGGCAUCAGCGUCUACCCGAUCAAGAGCUGUGGCGCCUUUUCUGUUCCGCUUGGUAUGGACUGGGAAGUCAUGCCCGAAGGUCUGGCUUGGGAUAGAGAGUGGUGUCUUGUCCACCAAGGGUCAGGACAGGCACUAAGCCAGAAGAGGUAUCCCAAGAUGGCCCUCAUCAAACCCACUCUUGACUUCGACGGUGGCGCGCUGCGUGUAGCGUACAGAGGGAGAAAAUUCUCUCACCUACCCGACGAGAUCUCAGUUCCUCUAUCUGCGGAUCCCACUUACUUCGAAACAAACGGCGGCCCUCGUGAGAGGUCCUCAAGAGUAUGCGGCGACAAGAUUACGACGCAAGUGUAUGCCUCCGAUCAUGUCAACGGCUUCUUCAGUGAUAUUCUCGGUGUGCCAUGCGCAUUGGCACGAUUUCCAGCGGGAGGACAGGGACCAAGUAUGCGUCACUCAAAAGCCAAGGUGCAGAAACAUCAGCACCCUCAAGUUUGGGUGCCAAAGGGGAGUUUCGGGGCAUCUCCAGAGUUGCCUUCUCCGCCGGAUUCGGACUCUGAACAAUCACCAGCAAAGAUUCUACUUUCCAAUGAGAGCCCAAUACUCCUGAUCAAUACAUCGAGUUUGCGCGCCCUCAACGACGAAAUCCAGGCAACUGGCGGGGAACCAGUUCCCUCCGAAGCAUUCCGAGGCAAUAUCUUGGUCGGGCCAACUCGAGAUCCUGACCAUCUCCCAUGGGCAGAGGAUGGAUGGACAAAACUCACGAUUGGUGGUGAGGAUUUCACUAUGCUGGGAUCCUGCCGCAGAUGCCAGAUGGUAUGCGUCGACCAGGAGAGCGGCGAAAGACACCAGGAACCUUUCGUGACGCUGAGCAAGGUCAGAAGGUUCGACGGCAAAGUGUACUUUGGCACUCAUAUGAGCCAUGAUUCCACUAAGGCACUGCUCGGAGAAGGAACGCGCCGUCCAGUGAUACGAGUCGGCGACAUGGUCAGUGUAGGAGCAUGA